This is a messenger RNA of Eimeria acervulina, 1125 nucleotides long. Its product is annotated as lysine decarboxylase domain-containing protein, putative. The coding region runs from base 1 to 1125 and encodes 374 amino acids. The record is from RefSeq and is a predicted model, not a curated record. The transcript is spliced from 5 exons. Gene Ontology annotation, cellular component: cytosol. Lineage: Eukaryota; Apicomplexa; Conoidasida; Eucoccidiorida; Eimeriidae.
AUGAUUAGAGUGUAUAUCAAUAACAUCUUACGACAACAAGCAAUGGAUGCACAGCCGCGGCGCCCGAGCCGCGGCGCCCGAGAGGUCCGAAUUCUGUGCGAAUAUUUAGAAGUGCGCGACAGACUGCGCGCAAACAAAAUAUUCUCUUCUUUUGUUGUCUUCGGCAGCGCCAGAGCUAUGGAUAGACAAACGUGGGAGCAAAGGAUGGCGGAGGCUGAGGCAGCAGCAGCAGCAGCAGACACUGAAGAAGCAGCAGCAGCAGCAGCAGCACAGGUAGCGAAGCUGAAGCGUUUAGAGUGGUGCUGCGAGUGGUAUGAGAGGACUCGCGUGCUCGCGCGUCUCCUCAUGGAGUGGGUGCAGACUGACGAAGCUAAGCAGGCGAUAGGGGAGAUAAUGCAGGAGCUGCCCGUAUCUCUUGGAGGCUACGAUUCACCUCAGCAGCAGCCGAACAACAACAGCAGCAGCAGCAACAAUAACAAUAACAAUAACAGCAGCAGCAGCAAGAUGAUGAUAAAUGAAGAGAUGUUAUUCUGUCCAGCAGCAAUUUGUACAGGAGGAGGCCCCGGUAUAAUGGAGGCAGCAAAUAGAGGGGCGAGAGAAGUAGCCGGUGCUCGGAGCAUAGGGUUUGGGAUGACGCUGCCCUUUGAGGAAGGACUAAAUAAGUUUAUUGAUAAAGAAUUAGCUUUUCAGUUUCAUUACUUCUUUACUCGCAAGUUCUGGAUGGUCUAUGCUGCACUUGCUGUUAUUGCUGCACCUGGAGGUGUCGGUACACUCGACGAGCUCAUGGAGGUCUUUACUUUAAAACAGUGCAAAAAACUUAAAAGAGAUAUCCCUAUUAUUCUCCUCGGGAAGACGUACUGGAACCGCGUAAUAGACUUUAAGUAUUUAACAGAAAGCGGGUUGGUAGAUGCAGCAGAGAUGGAGAAGGUCUUUUUUACUGACGACCCUGAAGAAGCAUUUCUAUAUUUAAGAGAGCAGCUGGUUAGCGGUAGACUGCUGUUGAAGGGUAAACAUAUUCAUAAAAGCAUGCGUCCAAGGCUUAACUGCAGCAGCAGCAGCAGCAGCAGCAGCAGCAGCAGCAGUGGAAAUGAAACGAAUAAUGGUGCGAAGAGCAGCAGCAGCUAA